Molecule: messenger RNA, 2605 nt
Organism: Morone saxatilis (striped sea-bass)
Lineage: Eukaryota; Metazoa; Chordata; Actinopteri; Moronidae
Exons: 3
Coding region: 166-1722 (518 amino acids)
Molecular function (GO): GTP binding
Source: RefSeq, a predicted model, not a curated record
UGCACUUCCUUGAAAACAAAACUUCUGGUCACACGUGAAAUGUUGUUAUCAGGAAGCAUCUUAUUUUUUCCCCCGCUCAUCAUGCUUGUUUCAGAGCCAGAGAAUCCAGUUUCAGGUAUUUACUUGAGCUGACAAGGAUAACAAGGAAAGAGCACCUGCAAAGACAUGUCGCACAAUGGUAUAACUACCACGAGGCAGAUGAUGGUGGUCAUAUCCACAGUGGAGGAAUGGUCCUGUCUGAAGUCUCUGCUGCAGGAUUGCUCUGGGGAUAAACAUUUCCAGUUAAACUUUAGUUCUCUGGGAUCAAAUCAAGUCUGUGACUUGACAUUGGAUAGUUGCAUGAUCAGCUUGCACUAUGCAGAUUUAAAACAAAACAUGGCAGAGGAGGGCAUGAUCCAGGCAAUAGAUGGCUGCUUUAAAUCUUGCUCUGAUGGAAUCAGUACAUUUUUGCUGCUGAUCCAAGGUGGAUAUUACACAAAGACGGAAAGAAGAAUGAUAGAGAUACUGCAGACACACUUUGGAGCUGAGGCUUUAAGAUACCUGGUAGUGCUCUCUUUGGAAGAUGGAAAGGUUGCUGACACAAUGGACGAUGCCCUUCUGGAGCUGAUAAACAUGUGCGAUGGAAGAUACUGCCGAAUCACCACAUCUGCAGCCAGAGACAAACUGCUCGCUCUCCUCGAGAUGGUCGACUACAUGCUGGUUGAAAACGGUGUGUCCGGCUACACAGAAACCAUGCUGACUGAAGCUACGAAAAGGAGCACAGAAGACUCAGCCAUGAAGAUGCUCAAACUGAAGGUGCAAGAGGCUGAGGAGAAGGAGCAGGCCCUUAAACAGCUGGUUAUACAACGUGAGGGAAGGAGAGCUAAAGAGAUGGAGGAGCUGAAGGCGAAACACGCUGAGGAAAGAAAGAAGGAGGCAGCUGAAAAAAAGCAAUAUGAGACAAAAAGAGAGAGCCUGGAGGAGGCUGUGCUGAGCCACAGAGCCAUGUUGCAGCUCCAGAUGAGUGUCACUGAUGAUGAUGACACGAAGAAGAUGUCAGUCAUCCUGUUGGGUCUCUCUGGCAGUGGGAAGUCCUCUGCUCUAAAUCUUAUUCUAGAGAGAGCAGGUAAUCAAUACUCAGUUAAUGAGUGUAGUGAUGAGCCCCCGCAGCCCACCUUGUCUUGUGAGAGAAAGGAGGUGUUUGCAGCAGGGAGGCGUCUCAUCCUGGUGGACACCCCUGAGCUGUGGGAUGAGGAUGGGGUGGAAAAUCUGGAGAUGGUCAAGGACUGCUUGGCUUUGUCCCUACCUGGACCCCAUGUCUUCCUGCUGGUGCUCCAACUAGGCCGCUUCACCCAGGGCGAGUCCGAGAUGCUCGGCCUUCUGCAGAAGAUCUUCGGACGAGACUUUGCAGAGCACGCCAUCGUCCUCUUUGUUCACUUUGAUGGCAACCAGCACAGGCCUCAGAGGAUCAACGACUACGUGGCCGGAGCCCAUGCAACCCUCCAGGGUCUCAUCCAGAAGUGUGGAAGCCGUUUUUAUGAGCUGAAUGUUACAAAGAGUGCUUUGAGCUAUCCUCAGGUGAAAGACCUGCUCUCAGGAAUCAACAAACUGGUAGCUUCACAUGGAGGACACUCCCACUCAGUGAAGAGAUUUUCUGAGCAGGAGCUGCAGGAGAGGAAGAAAAUGAUUGAAGAGAGGAAGGAGGGGGCUUUGGAAGAUAACUAUUUAUUGAGAGAUGCUUGAUUUCUAUACUCACAGUGUAUUCAAUUCCAGUGAUACCAGUAUAUUCAAGUACUGAAUAGACUGCAAAUGUAUUGCUUUUAUCAUCAUGGUUUACUUGUAGAAAAUUGCCACUGGAGGCACUCUGUAUUGGUACAUUUUACAAAAUCUCAAACAAUUGCAACUUAAAGGAAUUAUUGGCAAAUUACAUAAUACAUUCUCUUUUUAGAAAAAUAAUAUUUAUCCAAUCAACGCAGCCAGUCAAAGUUGGUUAGCAAUUCAGAAAUGAUUUUAAAAUGUUGCAUUGUGAAUAAAACAAAUAGGUGGUGGGGAUUUUCCAAACUAAACAGAGGAGCAGAACACAUCAAGAAUUAUUAAUGUCUAUGUUUAUCUGUGUUGAGCACAGAGGGGAGGAAAAGAAGAAGUACAGCUGCAGAUUUUUUUUACUGUUGGACCCUGUUGCCAGGGCUUGUCUGACAAGUUUAUGAGAUUUGCUUGUUGAUAUCUUGAUUGCCUAACAGUUACAUCCUUAAACACCAUCCAUCAGAUGUACUCAGUUGCCAAGCAUCUGAUACAGCUGAAUAAAAACAGCAAGACUGAUGCAAAAGUUGUUUCAUUAUAGCAGUUAUUGUGUAAGUCUUAAAUGGUUUCUGUUCAGCCAAUGACUUAUUAUGGUAUAAUGUCUUAUAAUUUAAUGAUGGUUUUUGUUAUUUGCAGUUUGUCUGCUCCAUAACUCUUCAUCUUUGCACUCAUGUAUUAGGUUUAAGUAACCUUUUGAGUUUAUGUUUGUUUUCUGCAUGUCUCUCUCUGUUAUUGAACUGCGUCUGAAACUUAUUCUUCAAAAUACAAAGUAACUCCAGACAUGACAUUUGUAUGUGAUCAACUGUAUUUUAUUGAUUCUUCUAUA